ACACAUCAGAAAAGUCCGGCAGCGAGUCAUCUUUCUUCAACAGCAAUUAACACCGUUAAUUAUCAAAUCAGAUCAAUAAAAAAAAUUUACCUGUCCAAUUGCUGUCCAAUUGCAAUUUAAAAAAUUGUAGCAUUUUUGGGGAUAAGAUAAUAAAUAAAUUGCUCCGACCGGAUGAAUCAUUUUUUUCCCGUCAACUGAAAUCGUCCGUUUGGCGAUGUUGCCGGAAGCUCGGUAAAUACCCUCAGGGGUCUAGAGUAAAUUCGACAACGUUGGAGCCCAAAUAAGCGCGCAGCCAGUCCGCGCGGAGAUGACCAAUCGCAUUCUUGCGUUUGGCGACCAGACUAGGGCUAAACGGUUCAUUACGUGGUUGAAAAAUGAGACAUUCGGUUUGGCAUGCAAAUUGGGUGAAUUAUAUUUCUGCGAUGAUUCGUAUUUUUAUCGUCGAGUUGACGAGUGAAUGUUGCGUUUAUGCGAAUCAUUUUUACGAGCAAUUCUGGACAACAUUCGUUAAUUCUGAAAAUUGAUACUGGGUGAGGAAUGGCUGUACCAAUAUAGAACUCCACUCCCUCGUGAUUUAUUCAUUUGAAAAAACAAAGAAUGUUGAUUUCUGGUCGGUGGGAAAAUACGCGACUGAGAGUAGAAAAAAAGUUGGAGGGUGGGGAAUAUGUUGUGUCGGUGAUUAAUAAUUUUGUGUGUAAGUUGACCACAGACACGAAUUAUGUUCAGAAUAACUUUAGGACAAUGUCGUCUUUAUUGUUCAAAAUUUCUAAUGGGGCAAUAAUCAUUAGGUUGGUUGAAGAAAAUUAAACAGAAGGGCGGCUCUCGUGUUUCAGUGAAAUCAUGAAUAUUUUCAGAUAAAUCAUAAGGAAAAAAAUUUUUAAUAUUGAAAAUAUUGUAUUUUCAAUGUAUAUUUUACUCAAGAUAAUUUAUAUUUCGCUUUUGAAAAAUUAUCAUUUUGAAGUUGACAUGUUUGACAAAUGUCCUCUCUCCACGUACCAUUCCCCAAAUUAUUCACAAUUCUCGCGUUUAGAAUUCCAAAAAUCAGUGAAAUUUAAGGAGAGCCUGUCCAAGGACAAUGUCCAGGUACUCGAAAAGUCCUUGAACCUGUAUCUCCUCGGAAUAAAAAUACAUCCAUUACUCACUGUCAUGACAAAUAUUCUCAUUAAAUAGUGACCUUUCCCACUCAUUGACAAAAACGCCGGUAACCCCAGGCUGAACAAUCCUACCUUAUUUACCUGGAGGGCGAAAUCCUCCCUUCUUUAACACAUGGCAUUGUCCCCAAUUCUCGGUAGUCCACACCCCUCAACCCCGUAAAUACCCAAAAUUACCAUUUUGCAAAACUAUUAUUUUCUUGGAAAAAUUUCACAACUAACCUGACCCCAUCAACAAUCCCUUCAACAUCUGCGCGAAGAACAGAAAACCGUUUCUCAUUUUACCCCUUCCACGAUAUCACCCUCUCUCUGUCUUUUAUUUUAUUCUCUCGUUUCUUCACUUGCUCGUUGGCCGAGUGAAAAGGACAGGUUCGAGGUUGGAAUGCGUGAGUAACUUUUCGAAUUCCACGACGGGUGGUUUGUCAGUUCGUCUUCAACUCUUGUGGGUGUAACAACUUACGGCAGUAGUGAACAUUUACAUCGAACAUUUUAUUCAUAACUCCAGAGUGAACAGUGUAUAAUAAAAUAGUUUAUAAAAGUACCAGUUCAAUUUUCGCCAAAUUAAAUAUUGAAAUACGAUAAUAAAACGUGAAAUUCUCCGAAAACCAGUGGAAUUAUCGAAAAAUUUCAAGAAUACUUUUUUGUAGCUCGCGAAAUUCCCCGCGAAUCAUAUCUCAUCAUAUUUUUCGGUAGCAGCGCUAGUUUAGGUGAUACAACAAUUUUUUUAUCGAGGAUAGAACGCGUGGAGUUCCAUCAGAAAAAAUCACUCAGAAGUUUUUGUGCAGACUCGACAUUAUUUCAUCAUCGAUUGUUCUCGAAAAUUUUAAUAAAAAAAUCGGGAUAUCACGCAAAUUACCAAUCACUAAUUAUUGAUCGUCUCCGCUCCAUAAGAAAGCAAGAGUCGUUUCUCCGAAGCGGAUAAUUCAUUCGAGUUCAAUAAAGCGCGUUAAAAAAAAAUUAUCGUCGCAGACAAUGUCAACUGAGGGCUUGAAACCUGUGUAAGCCCUUCAUUGUUGUAUUCCCAUUGUUUCGUGAUACAGUUUCAUUGUCAUCGGGAAGUUUGGCCCCGUCGGGCUUUGCACGAAGGGUAAAUCCCCGACAAGGGAAGUUCGGAAAUUGAUUUUGAUACCGUGGCAACAGCUCCAAGACUCACACAAGUUGCGGUAUGAAGAGGGUGGGGUGAGCCUUGAGGAAUCGAUUACGAUCCCCCGGGGGUGAGACAUUAAAAAAAAAAAAACCGUAGCCUUCGUUGAUCGGUACGAAAAUGGGGGCCCCUGAGGUCACAGCAAGUUCAUCAUCAUAUUCCUGUCGCAAGGCCAAAACGAAUAAUUGAUAUCACGUGAGAAUAAGUCGUGUCCUUCGCUCUCGUCAGAUAAUUAUUUCACUCGAAUCGCUUAAUACAAAUGAAUUUUCUCUUCCAGGAUGAAUAGAAGAAUUAACCAAAGUGUUGGAUAGAAAAUAAAUAUAAAAUGAAGACUGAAAAUUGCUGCUCGUAACGGGCGUUACUUGGGUACUUCCGGCUGUGAUUAAGUACUAGUCAGGUACCUGAAGUAGCGCCCGAAAUGAGUGACCAGCCUCGACAGAUGUGAAUGUGAAAAUGAGACGAGCCUUGAGAUGUGCAAUAAAAAACAAAAAGAGUUAAAAGAUCACGAGAAUGAAGGUGGAAUUGCGAGGAAAGCUGAAGGAUCAUCAGGAGGCCUUGGAUUUUCAUGCCAUCGAGGCUGCAUGUUGAUUGUACUUCAUCAGGUGCUCUGGUGGUACCAAUACCCGGCACCUGUUGGAGCGCAAUUCAUAUGACUGUGCCUUCCUACAUUUAUCAUUGCGAAGACGUGAGACAUUGGGAAUUAUCGAACAAGCGAAUCGGAGCCACGACUCUUUUAAAAGUUAUUGAGGUAAUUAAUUUUAAUAAUAUUAGAAGUUGAUAAAAUAAUUUUAAUGGUGAAAAAUUGAUUGCCAAACACUUGAGAAACCAAAUUAAAUGAGAUUCGAAUUAAAACUGGCAAAUUUUGAAUAAUAAAUUAUUUAAAAAUUAUUAGUAAUAGAUUUCUAACUAGGGAAAAUAUCCAGUGGACCUGGGCAUCCCCAGUCUUCACAAAUCGUCUACAAGAAAAGGCUUCACUCUAGAAAAAUGCAAAACGGUCUCUUAUUUAUUCCACAACUAGAAUUCAAAUAGAUCUGACUCACUCUGGUUUUAAACCACUGUUUCACGUGAAAGUUUAACAACACAACUCAGUUAGAUCAUGACUGAGUACGUUCUAGGUAAAAAUACUCUGUACAGUCAGAAAGAAAAAACAAUUAUAUUUGAUUUCAACAAACAAAAGCUGAAAUUUUUCACGUGAAAACUCGCAUUCAACAUGUGUCACUAGAAUAUUCAACUGGCAUCGUAAUUAACUGUAAAAACAGAUUAACACUUUUACGGUUUAAGACAUAUCUAAUCAAAUCGAUUAAUUAGAAACAAAGAAUUAGCCCCAGAGCCUUUCUCAUUUUUUUCCAAAAAAGUCCUGGUCUUUUACGACAAAAGAAUAAAAAUAAAAAACACGUGCGUAAGAAAGUCACUUGUUUCGUUUUUCCUUGUUUACGAAAUUAAAAGACUUUUGAUGCUCCUGUGACAAAAUAAUCAGAAGAAUGCUGAGCACACGGGCAUUCAAUCACUGCGUCAUGAGAAUUUAUCGUACGACACGUGGUAUUUGCGGUCGUGACAAAAUUGGUAAUCGUGACGUCGUUGGAUACGGAUUAAAUGGCACAUACAUGUACAGUGAUCUGGAGAUGUGUCCAUUUCCAGCCAUAAGAUUCAGGGAAAAUACUCCGGAAUUACUGGCCUUGAGAGAAAAAGAACGGGGCGACUGGCGUCGACUGUGUCUGGAUGAGAAAAAAAUCCUCUAUCGUGCGAGUUUCUGUCAAACAUUCACUGAGAUGGAUGGACCAAGCAGCGAAUGGAAGAGCAUUCUAGGAUUGACACUCGUUGGCAUAUCUGCUGCCAUGUGGCUGUGGAUUUACUGCCACAUAUUUGUGUACAAAGAUGCCCCAAUAACGUUCUCCGAGGAGUAUCGGGGUGCCCUGUACUGGCGAUUGAAGGGAAUCAUGCAUCAGCCCAUUACUGGUAUCUACAAGCCACCAUUCGCUGACAAGUACAAACCAGAAACAAUGCCCGACGAUUGGUAGAGU
Molecule: messenger RNA, 4316 nt
Organism: Diachasmimorpha longicaudata
Lineage: Eukaryota; Metazoa; Arthropoda; Insecta; Hymenoptera; Braconidae
Product: cytochrome c oxidase subunit 4 isoform 1, mitochondrial-like
Exons: 3
Coding region: 3777-4313 (178 amino acids)
Biological process (GO): mitochondrial electron transport, cytochrome c to oxygen
Source: RefSeq, a predicted model, not a curated record